GGUUUACGACCCGCCGUCUCAUAUAAAUUGCACCAGCCCUCUCGCCCCGAACCCUCUCACGCCGCCGCCGCAGCUGUCUUCGGUCUCCCGCUCUCCCCUUCGAGAAAUCAAGUCGCUGCUGCUGUAGUCCCCCCAAGCCGUCACCAUGCAGAACGAGGAGGGUAAGAUGGUGGACCUCUACGUCCCCAGGAAGUGCUCUGCCACUAACAGGAUCAUCAUCGCCAAGGACCAUGCCUCUGUCCAGAUCAACAUUGGUCACUUGGAUGAGAAUGGCCUGUACGAUGGUCACUUCACCACAUUUGCUCUCUCUGGAUUCGUCCGUGCUCAGGGUGACGCCGACAGCUCGUUGGACAGGCUGUGGCAGAAGAGGAAGGCUGAGAUCAAGCAGUAGAUCUUGCUCGUAGUUUCACCCUGAAUCGACUCUUGAGGGAUCCUUCCUUAGCUAUGUUUUGAUUUCAUGUCUCCAGACCAUUUGGAUGCAAUGCUGUGAUUUCAGUUGGUAUCUUACAUCUAAAGACUUAAUGAUCGUUUGUUGGGUUCCUUCUGAGUAUGAUGUGCCUUGGUAACAAUGUUGUCAAAUCAAAGUAUCUUAAUUCCCUUA
Molecule: messenger RNA, 601 nt
Organism: Setaria italica (foxtail millet)
Lineage: Eukaryota; Viridiplantae; Streptophyta; Magnoliopsida; Poales; Poaceae
Product: 40S ribosomal protein S21
Exons: 4
Coding region: 146-391 (81 amino acids)
Biological process (GO): endonucleolytic cleavage to generate mature 3'-end of SSU-rRNA from (SSU-rRNA, 5.8S rRNA, LSU-rRNA); endonucleolytic cleavage in ITS1 to separate SSU-rRNA from 5.8S rRNA and LSU-rRNA from tricistronic rRNA transcript (SSU-rRNA, 5.8S rRNA, LSU-rRNA); translation
Cellular component (GO): ribosome; cytosolic small ribosomal subunit
Molecular function (GO): structural constituent of ribosome
Source: RefSeq, a predicted model, not a curated record